This is a messenger RNA of Eublepharis macularius, 1740 nucleotides long. Its product is annotated as solute carrier family 22 member 6-B-like. Gene Ontology annotation, biological process: transmembrane transport. The transcript is spliced from 10 exons. Gene Ontology annotation, cellular component: membrane. The record is from RefSeq and is a predicted model, not a curated record. The coding region runs from base 1 to 1740 and encodes 579 amino acids. Gene Ontology annotation, molecular function: transmembrane transporter activity. Lineage: Eukaryota; Metazoa; Chordata; Lepidosauria; Squamata; Eublepharidae.
AUGACUUUUGCCAAACUUUUGGACCGAGUUGGUGGCAUGGGUCGUUUCCAAGUCAUCAAUGUGGUUUUGCUCGUCUUCCCAAUGGUGCUCCUGGCGUGCCACAACCUUCUACAGAACUUUACAGCAGCCAUUCCUGACCACCGCUGCAGUGUCCCCGUUAAUGACACAUGCAACACUAAUGUGACAGAAAGCUCGGAAUGCAAGGACUUUCUGAGGGCCUCCAUCCCAAUGGAUGACAACAAGACUUUGCAGAAAUGUCAUCGGUUUGUCACUACCCAGUGGCCAUUCUUGAACUCCAACACCACAAGGCCACAGGACACAGAGACAGAAGCUUGUCCAGAUGGAUGGCUAUAUGAUACGACUGUCUUUACAUCCACCAUUGUAACAGAGUGGAACUUAGUGUGUGAUUUCCGAAACCUGAAGCAGUUGGCUCAGUCAGUCUACAUGGCUGGUGUGCUCGUGGGCGCAAUCGUGUUCGGGGGCCUCUCAGACAAGUUUGGCCGGAAAGCCUUGCUGAUCUGGUCUUGCCUGCAAAUGGCUGUUUCGGGAUCCUGCGCCGCCUUCGCCCCCAGCUUUACGGCAUACUGCAUCUUUCGUUUCCUGUCAGGAAUGGCUCUCUCAGGAGUUGGACUGAACUGUGUGUCACUUUCGGUAGAGUGGACUCCAAUGCAAUCUCGGGCCACUGUCAGUAUGGUGACAGGGUACAGCUACAGCAUCGGGCAGUUCGUCCUAGCCGGUGUGGCCUACGCCAUCCGUGACUGGCGCUGGCUCCAGUUGGCUGUUUCCUUUCCGUAUCUGGCCUUCUUCCUUUAUGGCUGGUGGUUCACAGAGUCAGCACGGUGGUAUGCCACUUCUGGCAAACUGGAACAAGCGCUAAGAGAGCUGCAAAAAGUUGCACAGAUAAACGGACAGAAGGAACAAGGGGACAAGCUCAGCUUAGAGGUCCUAACAGCCAACCUUCCGAAGGAAGCGGCCUCUGCCAAAUCAAGCUUUACUGCAGUUGACCUUGUGCAUACGCCAGUCUUGCGCCGACUAACUUGCUGCCUUUGCUUCGUAUGGUUCUCCACCAGCUUUGCUUACUAUGGGUUGGCUAUGGACCUGCAGAAUUUUGGGGUCAGCAUAUACCUCAUCCAGGUCAUCUUUGGGGCUGUCGACAUCCCAGCAAAGCUCAUUGCCUUCUUUGUGAUUUGCUACUUCGGCCGCCGCAUCACACAGGCAUUGUCUCUCAUCCUGGCAGGGUUUUCCAUUGUGGCCAACAUCUUUGUGUCGCAAGAUAUGCAGAUCCUUCGAACAGUCUUUGCUGUUUUGGGGAAGGGCUGUCUGGCAGCUUCUUUCAACUGUGUCUUCUUAUACACUGGAGAACUGUACCCCACAGUGAUCAGGCAGACUGGAAUGGGCUUUGGCAAUACCAUGGCACGUAUUGGUGGGAUUGUGGCUCCCCUGGUGAGGAUGACCAGCGAGUAUUCCCCCUCCCUACCCCUUGUCAUCUAUGGGGCAGCUCCCAUCAUCUCUGGCAUUGCUGCCUGCUUCCUUCCUGAGACUCUGAAUGUGCCACUACCUGAUACUAUUGAAGAUGUGGAGAGUCAGAACCUGAAGCAACAGAAGGCAGAUGAAAACUGCAAGGAGAAAGUCUUCUCCAUUCAAGAUGGAGUCUUCCUGGAUAUGAGAAUGUUCACAGAUUCCAGGCCUAUCAGAAGCACAGGAGAAAAAGACACCCCUGAUGUGGCCAGUAGUAGCUAA